Pelagomonas calceolata is the source of this 1668-nucleotide messenger RNA. Lineage: Eukaryota; Pelagophyceae; Pelagomonadales; Pelagomonadaceae. The record is from the annotation of a GenBank genome assembly.
GUUUGCAGCCCUUGUUUUGCUGCUGCUGCGGACGGCGCGCGAUGCAAGUCAAUACGGAUAGCGAGAGCAGUCGAGACGGCUCUCACAGCGUUCAACGAGCUUCGUUUUUGCACGGCGGCAGCGUUUGGUGCUUGCAGACUUUGCAGAGCCCAGCCUGGGCAAGCUGGCUCUUUGGCUGAAAAGCAAGGCGAGCCUAUAAAGGCAUUGACCUGACGCUUAGACGUGCUCACUGUGUCACAGGAGAGCACUCCUCGAGGACUGCCGCUGCCUUGCGAAGACGCCCAGGAGAGCCAUGCCACACAGCCCUUGCUGGCCCCUCACCGCUGGCAAGGCGCCCGGCCGCUAGAGCUUAGCUCCACAUACGCGUCGCACGAAAGUAGCAGCAUGGACGACGCUGGCCUGCCGCCGCAAACCGAGGACGAAUGCGUGGAAGUGGGGGGUUCGACCCUCGCCGCGCUGCUUCUCGAGCCCCUACACCAGCCGCAAGCCCAUUCAGGACUCCUCUUCGGCGUCGUGAAACACGCCCCGGCGGCGAUCGCGAGCCGUAAUAGUAUGGGCAGUUAUAAUGGAGAGGACGACGACGGCCCCACGAAAACGACCGUCGUCCUGAGCCACGCGCGCGGCACGGAUCCCUCGCUCGCGACGUCAGUCGCACCGGAGGAGGCGAGGGUCGUCGGGCUGUGGGUCGCGCGACCCGCCGCGCCGCCCGUGCCCACUUUAAGAGAUGUCGCGGCGGUCGAGAAGCUACGAGAGACGGCGCGGGACGCGAUUUUGCUGGUCGUGACGUGCGAGGGCGCGAGCGCGCGGUACCGCUGCUUCGUCGGCGGCCAUGCGGUGCGGCCGUGCCGCGUGCGCGUGCGGACGCUGACGCACGACUCGAGGCGGGAGUACGAGGCCUGCCCCGACGGCGUCUGCGGCGCGAGCUGGCCGGCGCUGCGGUCCGCAACUGCGGCGCCCUUCGACGCUUCGACGGCGACGGCGGCCUUCGCGCGCGACCGCGGUUUGUUGGACGGGCUGCUCGCCGACGGCGCGCGGCUCGGCGCCGAGGCGGACGCACUCGAGCGCGAGAGCCGCGAACUGCGCGCGGCGCUGGCCGCGGCGCGCGCCGACGCAGCGGCCGAUGCCCCCGCGAUGUGCCUCGACGACCUUCGCGACGCGGCGAGCGCGGCGCUCGAGGCCGACGACGCGGCGCUGAGAGCGGCGCGCGCCGCCGCGGCCGACGACGACGCGGCCGCCGCGGAAAACGCCGAGAUAGCGGCCACCGUUCCGCCGACGCCGCACAACUCGCUCACCGCGCUGGACGAAGCGGAUGCGACGGACGGCGAGCGCACCGCGACGCCGGCCGACCUCUGUGCUCUCGAUCCGGACGCGUUGGAACGCACCGCCUCGCCGGCCGACCUCACAGCUCUUGAUGCGCCGCCGCCACCGCCCGCUGCCUUCAUGCUGCCGCCACGAACGGCCGCCGAGGCCGACGACGCAGAGCCUGCACGCGAGGACGUCGGCUCAGAGCCUGCACGCCCUGUUCCCGUAGCAACGGCCCCGCGCGUCGCGGAAGACGUCGCCGCCCUCGCCCAGCUCCAGCGGGACAUGGACUCGGACGACGACGCGGCGCCUGCACAAAUCGCGGAGCCCCCCGGCAGGUAGUUUUGUUAAGAUUAAUUACCCAAG